This is a messenger RNA of Cryptomeria japonica (Japanese cedar), 2999 nucleotides long. RefSeq names its product RNA-binding KH domain-containing protein RCF3. The transcript is spliced from 9 exons. NCBI's taxonomy places the organism in Eukaryota, Viridiplantae, Streptophyta, Pinopsida, Cupressales, Cupressaceae. The coding region runs from base 162 to 2141 and encodes 659 amino acids. The record is from RefSeq and is a predicted model, not a curated record. Gene Ontology annotation, molecular function: mRNA binding. Gene Ontology annotation, biological process: regulation of gene expression. Gene Ontology annotation, cellular component: nucleus; cytoplasm.
AAAUUCAGCUACAAAUACAUGACAAAUGAAACUUUAUAGCCCCUUUAUUACGUGCGCCGCUGCUCUAACGGUUUACUUAUCUGCUUCGAUAAAGGAUUAGGGUUUGAGCGUCUGGUGUGGGCGAUCAGUUCAGCUAAGGGACGUAAGAUACUCGAGUUAACAUGGAUGGUCGUUAUGGGUCUGGUAAGAGAUCUCGCCCCCAAGACUCUGAUACUGCUGACAGAAAUGUUGACCGUAAGCGUCGUCAUCCCGGGGGUGAAAGAGAUGCAAUGCCUGGUGUAGAUGAUACAGUAUAUCGUAUCUUGUGUCCUGGAAACAAAAUUGGAAGUGUCAUAGGGAAAGGUGGCAGUAUUAUCAAAGCUUUGAGGCAUGAUACACGAGCCAAGAUUAAGGUGGCAGAUGGUAUUCCUGGUGUAGAUGAGAGAGUUAUCAUUAUAUUCAGUGCGGCUGAAAAGGAUCAAAGGAAGGAUGCAGAUGAUGAUGAUGAAGAUGAUUACAUGAAGCCUCUGUGCCCUGCUCAGGAUGCAAUCUUUAGGGUUCACGAGAGGAUUGUUGACGAUGACGGAGGAGAAUCUGAGGACGAGGAUGAUAAUGGGAAGGGUAAACAGGUGACUACACGUCUGCUUGUGCCUAACAAUCAAAUUGGUUGCUUACUUGGUAGGGGUGGGAAGGUUAUUGAGAAGAUGAGGUCCGAGACUGGUGCACAGAUUAAGAUACUUCCAAAGGACCAGCUUCCUGCUUGUGCUAUGGCCACCGACGAGCUUGUUCAGAUUGUGGGAACUCCUUCUGUAGCCAAGAAAGCGCUGUUUGAAGUUACUGCACGUCUGCAUGAAAAUCCACCAAAAGAACGCUUUCCCUUGAACAAUCCUGUAUCCGGAUUUGCACAGAAUCCUUUUGUUCCCUCAGCUGGACAUUUGUUUUCAUCAGCAAAUAUCCUACCCCAAGGCUUUGCUCCAGUUGGUUUUUCACCAGCUGCUAUUGGUGGAUAUAGGAGUGAAAGUGGUGCGGGAUGGCCCCUUGGUUCUGCUGGCCUUACAGGUAUUACUGGUUUGGGUGGUGCUGCACAGAGAAGAGAUGAUGGGUCAGCAGAAGAAUUUUCGUUUCAGAUGCUUUGCCGAAAUGAAAGAAUUGGUGGUGUAAUUGGUAAAGGAGGUAGUACAAUAAACCAAAUUAGGCAUGAAACUGGUGCGACAAUUAAGGUUGUAGAUCAAGAAUCUGACUGUGAUGAGCGUGUGAUAUUAGUGUCAUCUAAGGAGUACGUAGAUGACAGGGCUUCCCCUACUCUGGAAGCUGUUCUUCAACUGCUACCCCGAACUAGUGACAAAUCAAAGGAAGAAGGCAAGGAAAAUAUUAUUACAAUAAGGUUUCUUGUGCCAUCAAACCAUAUAGGUUGUAUCUUGGGUAAAGGUGGUAGUAUUAUCUCAGAAAUGAGGAAGAGGACGAGAGCAAACAUUCGUAUAAUGUCCAAGGAUAAUCUUCCUAAAUGUGCCACUGAAAAUGAUGAGCUUGUUCAGAUUGUUGGAGAAUUUGAGGUCGUAAGAGAAGCUUUAGUUCAAAUUGCAUCCAGGCUCAGGGCCAAUGUUUUUAAGGAUAAGGAUGGUGGUGCAAGUGCUAGUUCUGUAGUCCCUGGAUCUUUAUCUUUCCUUAAUAUGCCUGGUGGUGUUCCUACCUCUGGUUUUGGAGGGCGCCAAGAUUUGGGAUCACCUGGUGGAAUGUAUUCACUCUCUGGUUUAGAUUUACAAGGAACAGCUGGAGGAAGGCUUUCAUCAGGCAGCUAUGGAAGUUAUGGAAGCCUGCAGACUGGUGGGGCUAGCGGUUAUGGGGCGCUUUCUGGCUAUUCAACAAGCCAAGCCUCAAUUGCAGGGUCAUCACUAGGAGUGCUAAAGAAUGCCUCAGGAACAAGUGUGGAGGUAACCGUACCAAAUAAGGCCGUGGGUUCUAUUCUGGGUAGAGGUGGAUCAAAUAUAGCACAUAUUCGUGAGAUAUCAGGAGCAAAAGUGAAGUUGCAUGAUUCCAAACCUGGUGGCACAGAUAGGAUUGUUGAAAUUUCUGGCACUCCAGAGCAGACACAUGCAGCACAGAGCCUGCUUCAAGCAUUUGCAAUGUCUGGUCAAGGUCCCCGUCCGACACGUGGUUACUAGAAUGGUUUAACCUUUUUCGUCAGAUUGGGCUAUUUUUGGAAUGAAUGAUCACUGAAAGCAAGGCCAUAGUGCUUCAUAGUCAGGUAAUCUAAAGAUGAUAUCUUAUUUUUAUAAGCGGACGCCAGGUAAAUUGCAUGCUAUUUGUUGUCUUGUUAUUAUUUUUGGAGUUCUAAUUUUUUUAUAUCAUUAUUUUGUUAUAUUUAUUGUCUUGCUUGAAUAUCUACAUAAGGGAUGAUAUUUCAUUUUGCAAUCAGAUGUCUCGCAGGUAAUUUGCACGCUAUUUGUUUUCUUAUUAUUUUGUUUGAAUUUUAACUUGGUACUGUUCUUGCAUAGUCUUUUGGUAUCAAUGUUUGCCCAGUAUUGUUAACUUUUAUUAAUUACUGGUUGAAAUUUUUUCUCUUGCUUUGGUACAAAUUUAUGAAUAAUUUUUAGUUUUUCAAAUUUUUUAUUAAGUUGAAACCAGAAGAAGAUAAAAUCAAGUAUAUUUGUGUCCACGAAUAUGCUGUGGUUUCACAAUGCAAUGGCGUGUAUUUAACCUCAUUAUGAGUUUGAUUAACUCGAGGCUGCAAAAACUAAUUUCAGCUGCUAAUUUAAAGUAGUUAUUUAACCUCAUUAGGAGUUUGAUUAACUCGAGGCUGCAAAAACUAAAUUUCAGCUGCUAAUUUAAAUUUGUUAUUUAACCUCAUCAUGAGUUUGAUUAACUCGAGGCUGCAAAAACUAAUUUCAGCUGCCUAAUUUAAAGUAGUUUACUAGUUAUAUUCUUCUCUUAUUAAGGCGGGUGAAGGAUAUGGAACUGAUUGAAAUUCUUUUUUUAAAGAAAUUUUAAUGCAAUCUAUUUGAGAUUCUCUUUUAAUAUUA